Messenger RNA from Ramularia collo-cygni, 333 nucleotides. RefSeq lists its product as uncharacterized. The coding region runs from base 1 to 333 and encodes 110 amino acids. Lineage: Eukaryota; Fungi; Ascomycota; Dothideomycetes; Mycosphaerellales; Mycosphaerellaceae. The record is from RefSeq and is a predicted model, not a curated record. The transcript is spliced from 2 exons.
AUGUCUACCGGGAUCAAGGACGUGACCAAUGAACGCAGUUGUGGUAUUUUUCGCGGAGCUUACAAUGAUGUCGCCUACAGAUACACGGCUACAGGGACUCAUUGCGACACAACCGCUGAGCAAGCCACUAUAGGAGGGGCGAUCGAGCACCAUAUCAAAGAGAUCGACGGCGGAAAGGUGUGUGGCAUGGAAUGCUUGAACCUGAGCCACGGGGGGACCUGGAGCGGCUAUCUCCUCAUUGGACCCAGGAGUAGCUUCGACAACAGUGUCUAUUGCGGACCCACCCUCAGCUUUAAUCACUGUGAUAGUGGUGGUAAGAAUGACUUUGUCUAG